CUCCUCCUUGCCAGAGCCUGCUUGGCACCGGGACCUCCGGUCCAAUGCGCCCUUCUCCCUCCCAGUGGCACUGUGUGCUGUACCCCACGGCGGCCAGGGUACACGGGGAGAAGCCGAGAGCGUGGGAGUGCUGGCCGUGUCUGAACCACCGAGGGGCCCGUGGAGUCCGAAGAAGGGACCGUCCUCAGACCCCGGGACACCCCGCCUCCGCCGCCCCUCUCCCCAGCUCGCAGGCUGUGGGGCUCGGCCAGGGCCAGGCACCUGUGGGAACCCCAGCCCUGCAGCACGGCUGGCCCGGAGGAACCCCACCACCACUCGUCCCCGGCUGUCACAGCGCAGAGCCCCAGCCUCCGCGUCCACCACCAUGUCAAAGACAGCGCUGCUGGGGCAGGACCCCGGCAGCCCGCCCAGCCUGAACAGCAGACCCCUGCCCACCCUGGAGCAAGGCUACCCACUUGCCGGAGAGACCAGCGCACUAUCGCCAACGCAGGCCCUGAUCCAUCUGCUGAAAUGCAGCAUCGGCACCGGGCUCCUGGGGCUCCCCCUGGCCGUCAAGAACGCCGGCUUGUUGGUCGGGCCGGUCAGCCUGCUGGCCAUCGGGAUCCUCACAGUGCACUGCAUGGUCAUCCUGCUGAACUGCGCACAUCACCUCACACAGAGACUGCAGAAGACCUUUAUGAACUACGGGGAGACCACAAUGUACAGCCUGGAAAACUGCUCGAGCUCCUGGCUGAGGACCCACUCGGUGUGGGGCAGGUACACCGUCAGCUCCUUACUAAUCAUCACCCAGCUGGGUUUCUGCAGUGUUUAUUUUAUGUUUAUGGCAGACAAUUUACAACAGAUCGUGGAGGAAGCCCACAUCAUCUCCAACACCUGCCAGCCCAGGAAGAUCCUGGUGCUGACCCCGAUCCUGGACAUCCGCGUCUACAUGCUGACGAUCCUGCCCUUCCUCAUCAUGCUGGCAUUCAUCCAGAACCUCAAGGUGCUGUCCAUCUUCUCCACGCUGGCCAACAUCACCACCCUGGGAAGCAUGGCUCUGAUCUUUGAGUACAUUGUCCAGGGAAUUCCAUAUCCCAUCAACCUGCCCCUGAUGGCAAACUGGAAAACCUUCUUGCUGUUCUUUGGCACAACCAUCUUCACCUUUGAAGGUGUUGGUAUGGUUCUGCCUCUGAAAAACCAGAUGAAGAAUCCGCAGAAGUUCUCCUUCGUUCUGUACCUGGGGAUGUCCCUCGUCAUCUUCCUCUAUAUCUGCCUGGGGACCCUGGGCUACAUGAAAUUCGGGCCAGACACGCAGGCCAGCAUCACGCUCAACCUGCCUAAUUGCUGGUUGUACCAGUCAGUCAAGGUGAUGUACUCCAUCGGCAUCUUCUUCACCUACGCCCUGCAGUUCCACGUCCCAGCCGAGAUCAUCAUCCCAUUCGCCAUCUCCCAGGUGUCAGAGAGCUGGGCACUGCCGGUGGACCUGUCUGUCCGCACAGCCUUGGUCUGUCUGACAUGCGUCUCUGCCAUCCUCAUCCCACGCCUGGACCUGGUCAUCUCCCUGGUGGGCUCCGUGAGCAGCAGCGCCCUGGCCCUCAUCAUCCCGCCACUGCUGGAGAUCAUCACCUUCUACCCAGAGGACAUGAGCUGCGUGACCAUCGCCAAGGACAUCAUGAUCAGCAUGCUGGGCCUCUUGGGUUGCAUCCUGGGGACCUACCAAGCCCUCUAUGAGUUCACCCAACCCGUCAACCGCUCCAUGGCCAACUCCACAGUAAUUUACGCGUGAUCGUCCAUGUUGGCUGUCCCUCCGCCCCGUGUUAUUUCCACGUGGAUGUCAUAUAUAUUUCAGCAAACCCCGGCAUCUCUGUACUAAUUAGCAGUCUCUGUAUCUUUCCAAGAUAAACGUAGAUAACACAGGUAGUUCUGAGACCUCUCUGGCUUUUGGUUUUGGAUUUAUUUGGUGACCUUUGUACCUCUCAGUCAAAAAUCACAUCCUAUAAUUUAUAUGAUCAUUUUUUUUUUUUUGUACCAGGGAUCAAAGUCACCACCUCACGGUGCCAGGCAGGUGCUUAUGUCACUGAGCUAAAUUCCCGGCCAUCACUCUCAUUUAGUGGGAAAGAGACACCAUUCUUCCCCGGAAAACCACAAAUAAAUACUUUUUACUACAGAAGCUGCCCUAUCAGAUUUUUAAAAGAAGGUAGCUGGACUAGAAGAAGGGGGAAGUGGAGAGGUCACAGACAGAACAGAACUUAGCCCUUUCCCCUCCAGUCACGAGCUAAGCCACCGCCCUCUGCCCUCCCGUGAGACCCUGGGCAGGCUCCUCCCCCGCUCUCAGUCUUGGUCCCCCACUCUGUGAAAUGUGGGGGUGGCCUAACUGGCUAUCAGGGGCUCUUCCAAUGCUGACUUUCUGAAGGUGAAAAAAA
Molecule: messenger RNA, 2402 nt
Organism: Cavia porcellus (domestic guinea pig)
Lineage: Eukaryota; Metazoa; Chordata; Mammalia; Rodentia; Caviidae
Gene: Slc36a3
Product: solute carrier family 36 member 3
Exons: 10
Coding region: 365-1765 (466 amino acids)
Biological process (GO): glycine transport; L-alanine transport; proton transmembrane transport
Molecular function (GO): L-proline transmembrane transporter activity; L-alanine transmembrane transporter activity; glycine transmembrane transporter activity
Source: RefSeq, a predicted model, not a curated record